AUGAGUUCCAAGGUGGUUUGUGUGGCCCGCGGCACAGAUGAUGUGGAGAGUGCCUUUAAUCAGCUGGAUGAAACGCAGGUACAACUAGUCUACACGAAGUUUCCUGUGGGUACUGGGAGCUUUAGGCGCAACAAGUUUAUCUACAUCAUCUUCAUCGGCCCCAAGUGUGGUGUAGUGAAGCGUGGAAAAGGCAUUGAGGAGAUUAAUCUUUUUAAAAAUCUCCUCCAUGCCGCCGCCGGGGUUUCAACAACGGAAAAGUCUGCACUUUCCCUUGCCUUCGUAGUUCAGCAGAUGCGCAAGGUGUUCGUCACCGACGCUGGCAACGUCUCCCUGGAAAAGAUACAGGAGGAAUAUAAGCGUUGCAUAAAGGAACAGCAACGUAGCAUGCAUCAAGAUUUACCGCCCGCACGGCCAAAAGCACGGCCGAGAACACGACCACCACCCGCGCCUGUCUCGCACCCUUCUUCGGACGAGGACGAGGACGAGUACGAGAUGCCAAGCUUCACCUCCGCCCAAAUUAGCAACACCCCCUGUGAGGUGGACAGCAACACAAGGAAAGUUCUUGACGCCCUUCACAAGGAGCUUGGUCCAUUGAAUUGGGCUAUCUUUGAGGCCAACCCAUUGCGUUUAACGCUUGCUGGUGCCGGUAACGGGGGCAUUUUUGAGCUUGUGAAGCACCUGCCGGCACCAAAGUGGCUCUUUGGUCUCUUCCGCAUAACGCUUGGCGCGACGGAGGAGCGCCAAUCGCGGUUGAUCUUCUUUCAGUGGAUAGGCAACAAGCUGCGGGUGGUGCGCGAGGGGCCCACCACGCACAUAUUCCCAAAAAUGGCCUCCAUUCUAGCGCCGUAUCAGUAUGAGAUGUACCUUGUCGGUUCUCAGGACCUGAACACGCAGGCGAUCAUCAAUAAGUGCCGACUCGCUUUUUCGGAUAUUGGGGUGCACAAGCCACCUCUGGUGACGGCUGAGGCCCUGCGUGACAUGAAAACAAGACUGCGCCAGGUCAACUCCACCUUCACGGAGGAGGAAUACCGCGCCAUAUUGGAGGAGGAGCGGAGCAAAAUGGAUCUUAACUUUGACUUUGUGCGCCCAAGGAAGAAGCGGGGUUCGUGGCCGUUCGUCGAAAAAAGCAGCAGCCAUACCAAAGUGGGGGAGGACCGUGUCUUUGACACCAAGGAGACACUUGACCUCAUCGAUCAGAGCGAAGGUGGACUUGUUUGGGGCAUAUUUGAGGCCCGUGUUUGA
This is a messenger RNA of Trypanosoma conorhini, 1242 nucleotides long. RefSeq lists its product as uncharacterized. The transcript has a single exon. Gene Ontology annotation, biological process: regulation of actin filament polymerization. Gene Ontology annotation, molecular function: actin filament binding. Lineage: Eukaryota; Euglenozoa; Kinetoplastea; Trypanosomatida; Trypanosomatidae. Gene Ontology annotation, cellular component: plasma membrane; cortical actin cytoskeleton; actin filament. The record is from RefSeq and is a predicted model, not a curated record. The coding region runs from base 1 to 1242 and encodes 413 amino acids.